Cricetulus griseus (Chinese hamster) is the source of this 2001-nucleotide messenger RNA. The record is from RefSeq and is a predicted model, not a curated record. Lineage: Eukaryota; Metazoa; Chordata; Mammalia; Rodentia; Cricetidae.
AAACUUACAGAAAGAACAGUUUCUGUAUGGUCGCUAAUUAACAGCAAUAAAGACAAAUUCAAAAACCCCUUCUAUACAAAAGAAAUCAAUCGGGUUUUAUAUCCAGUUGCUAGUAUGCGACACUUGGAGCUGUGGGUGAAUUACUACAUUCGAUGGAAUCCCAGAAUCAAGCAACAACAGCCCAAUCCAGUGGAGCAGCGUUACAUGGAGCUCUUGGCCCUGCGUGAUGAUUAUAUAAAGAGGCUCGAGGAAUUGCACCUUGCCAACUCUGCCAAGCUUUCUGACCCUCCUGCUUCUCCUUCCAGUCCCUCACAGGUGAUGCCCCAUAUGCAAACUCACUUCUGAGAGGAUCACUGCCACUGCACUUGAGCUCUAGAUAAGUGAAAUAGUUGACUUUCAUUUUGGGCAUGUGUACAGAGUAGAUUUAAAAUACUUGCCUCCAUUUAGAAGUUGAACUAACAUCUUAGACUCUUGAGUAUGUGCCUUCUAUCAUAUAUACUACAAGAAAUCUACGGUGUCUGUGUGGCAAUCCGGAGAAAGGAAUCAAGAGGGGGUUCUGGAAAAUCCUCACAAGUUUUUACAAAGCACUUUUGUGAAGAUAAAAUUUAAAUUUAAUGUACCUCUGUAUAAAUGCUACAUAUACAGUAUGUAUUUUGUGGGCUUAAUUGAAACAUUAUUUUAUUUUUUGUGCCUCUUGGGUUUUUAUUAUUUAGACCAAUUAGAACUCCAUUUACAUGACCAUACAGUGUUCACUAUCCAGAAGUCCAAGGGUGGUAUUGAGAGCAAAGUGGGUGUGCUUUGAAACAUUAUUUUAAAUCCAGAUGGGGAGGGAUGUGUUUGUAAAAUGGAUUUUCCUCCAGCUGCUUACGACAGUUGCUUUGGAUUAUCUAAAAUGAAUCCAAAUGUGAAAGAUGGGUAUUACUGCCAAAGCCAAAUUGCACUCCGAUUCCUCCGCAGAUUCCAAGAGCGAGGCGUUGAAAUAAUUGCCAGUUUUUAUACCAUCAUAAGUGGUAAUGUAAGAAAAAAGAUGAGCAUUUCAUCAUUUUGAAUUUUUGAAAUUUUGAAAAUAAAAGGUUCUCCCAUCAUUUUUUUCAAGAGAAACAUAUUUUUAUAUUAAAAAGUGAUAUGAUUUGAUUUUUCUCCUUAACUUUGCAAGCUCUGCUUUCUAAAUUCUCCCAUGAGCUGGUCUAACACUGAGUCAUACUCAGGUUGAGGCAAAACCCAUGUAUAGCACUGUGUGAGAAUGUCGGCUGCCUUCUGCUGCUUAGGUGAAUAUUUUCGCAAACACACCUCUAGUCAGUGCAGUUUAUCUGCCAAAGUGGAGGCAUCACUGUCUUGGAUGGAUGAACUGUGGCUAGAGGAUCUUUCUUACAUUUUUUAGUGUAUUCUUGAAAGUAUUCUGUUUAUGUAUCUCCAUUUAAAUGGUGUUUGGUUCCUCCUCCAUGUGCGUGCAUAAAAACUGGUUCUGCACAUUAUUACUUGAAGUACUGGGCAGUUUGCUUUGUCAGGUGUUUUCAUUUUGUUUUGUAGUAUGAAGUGAAAUUUUCAAUGCACAGUUCUAUUUGAUAUCUGAACUAAUUCAUUUAGUAAAUAUAUUUGUAAAAGCUAAAGCUAGAGUUAAAGCAAUUAAUGUUUUACAGUGAUUUGUAAAGAUUAUUUAUAGCUAAUAUGGUUUUGUUUUCAAUGAAUUAAGAGAUUAAAUUUAUCUUUGUAAAUUAUUUUAUGUCACAGCUUACUGGUCUACCAAAUAAGACAUCUCAAUAUAGUAGUGUGAUGUAUGGAUUUUGUAAGUAUAAAAAGUUUAUUAGACAUUCUUUUGCUUUUUGUAAACGCUGUAAAUAUUUCAUAAAUUAAAAGUAUCACUCCACAAAAAGAAAAAAAUGCUAAUACUAAUAGCUCAAAGGAAUUUAUGAAAUUUCAUGAAGACAUUUUCAUGACAAUAAAUAUUAAGGACCUGCUGUAGUAAAUAUAUUAAAUAAAACCUAACACAAUUUCCAAGGA